Mobula hypostoma (lesser devil ray) is the source of this 8443-nucleotide messenger RNA. Its product is annotated as AP-1 complex subunit mu-1. NCBI's taxonomy places the organism in Eukaryota, Metazoa, Chordata, Chondrichthyes, Myliobatiformes, Myliobatidae. The transcript has 12 exons. The coding region runs from base 93 to 1364 and encodes 423 amino acids. The record is from RefSeq and is a predicted model, not a curated record. Gene Ontology annotation, biological process: intracellular protein transport; vesicle-mediated transport. Gene Ontology annotation, molecular function: clathrin-cargo adaptor activity. Gene Ontology annotation, cellular component: clathrin-coated vesicle; clathrin adaptor complex.
GUGACGGUGCUGUUAUGGUGACGCUGCGGCCCGGAUAGCGGGAGCGAGUCGUGGUUUCCUUUUCUUCCUGGGCCGGGAGAGCCGACGGCAACAUGUCGGCCUCUGCCGUUUACGUGCUGGACCUGAAGGGGAAGGUCCUAAUCUGUCGGAAUUAUCGAGGAGACGUGGAAAUGUCAGAAAUAGAACAUUUCAUGCCUAUUCUGAUGGAAAAGGAGGAAGAAUGCUCUCUGACACCCAUCUUGUCGCACGGGGCAGUUCGAUUCAUGUGGAUUAAACACAACAACCUAUAUCUUGUUGCAACCUCCAAGAAGAAUGCAUGUGUUUCACUGGUGUUCGCUUUUCUCUAUAAGGUAGUUCAGGUAUUUUCUGAGUAUUUUAAGGAGCUAGAAGAAGAAAGUAUUCGUGAUAACUUUGUUAUAAUCUAUGAGCUGCUUGAUGAGUUAAUGGACUUUGGUUACCCACAAACGACUGACAGCAAGAUCUUACAGGAGUACAUCACUCAAGAAGGUCACAAACUAGACACAGGGGCUCCUCGCCCACCAGCAACAGUUACCAAUGCAGUGUCUUGGAGAUCAGAGGGGAUUAAAUAUCGCAAGAAUGAAGUGUUUCUCGAUGUUAUUGAAUCUGUCAACCUGCUGGUAAGUGCUAAUGGAAAUGUAUUACGUAGUGAAAUUGUGGGCUCCAUCAAAAUGCGAGUGUUCCUGUCAGGAAUGCCAGAGCUGAGACUUGGACUAAAUGACAAAGUAUUGUUUGAGAACACAGGCCGAGGGAAAAGCAAAUCUGUAGAGUUAGAAGAUGUGAAAUUUCACCAAUGUGUACGGCUGUCGAGAUUUGAGAAUGACAGAACGAUAUCUUUCAUUCCACCUGAUGGAGAGUUUGAGCUGAUGUCUUAUCGUUUAAAUACACACGUCAAACCUCUAAUUUGGAUCGAGUCUGUGAUUGAGAAGCAUUCCCACAGCCGGAUUGAAUACAUGAUUAAGGCCAAGAGUCAAUUCAAACGUAGAUCGACAGCCAAUAAUGUUGAGAUUCACAUUCCAGUCCCUAAUGAUGCAGAUUCGCCCAAGUUUAAGACCACCGUGGGAAAUGUGAAGUGGGUGCCAGAAAGCAGUGAAAUUGUGUGGUCGAUCAAGUCAUUUCCAGGUGGGAAGGAGUAUCUGAUGAGAGCACAUUUUGGGCUUCCUAGUGUGGAAGCUGAAGAUAAGGAGGGGAAGCCCCCGAUCAGCGUGAAGUUUGAAAUUCCUUAUUUUACCACUUCAGGAAUACAGGUUCGCUACCUAAAGAUCAUCGAGAAAAGUGGCUACCAGGCUUUACCAUGGGUUCGUUAUAUUACUCAGAAUGGAGACUACCAGCUGAGGACACAGUGAAGCAAGAUGGCAACUGAAAAUUGGUUGGGAGAAGGGAUCUGAUUCAAUGGAUUGUAUUGGUGUAUUCAUCAUGUUUCAGGUCACUGUCAGAACAUUGACUUUAUGAAGAAGGUAAAGCAUGUUAAAUGCACUCAUUCAUGGACUGAAAGGAAAACAGGCACCGUUUGUCCCCUUGUCUCUACCCCAUCCAUCCUGAUGCCAUCAUCAAAUCUUCCUCUUACUCCUUGGUCCCUAUGAAUAAGUAGGCUAAGUUUUUUUUACUUUGUCAAUGAGCACCUGAGCAAGUGAAACCAUCAGCCUGAAUUUCAGCUUGAACUUUAAGCACUCACCUUGAAUGUUCUUGAUGGGUUCAAAUGUUGUUCUCUUUGCUCAACAAUUGUGUAUUGAUGCGAGCAGCAUUUUCAUUGCCUGAAAGUUAUGCGCUAUGUGUAUUGUUUUGUUUCAAUUACCAAGUGCUGCAUUAAAAUAAAAUACCCAUGGUCAUGAUGGGGAAAGUUACCCUUCCUUUAACCCCCAUCUAAUUUUAGACAGGUACAAAGGUAAAACAGCACACAACUGUCCUCACAAGGGCAAAAAUGUGCUCCAGGUUUCCUCCAAAUCUUUGUUUUUUUUUCUGCAGAAUAUAACAAAAGUCAUAGUUAUCAUAUAACAGUUGUACCCAGAGGUUUAAGAACUAGUAUAACUUUUCAAUGGAACCCAUUCAAAUUGGCCAAUAGACAGUGGAAUUUGAAUUUUGCCUUGUCCGUUACUAACUUCAGCACUGAGUUGUAGCUACCCUGGGCAGAUCCAGUUCACCGCAGAAUGACCAAUGCUUUCCUCUCUCAAUCUCUGUCUUCCUUUUUCUCACACUUAUUCUCACUCUCGAGCUCACUGUUGCUGUCUCUCUCCUCUAAUCCCCCCCGCCAAUUCCACAUUAUACACCUUUUUCCACCAUUCGGUCUGCCUUUCAAUAUCAAAUAUCCAAAUUCAGCCCACCUUUGUCUCCAAGAAGAAAAUGCAUUAAUUUGAUUUUUGAAGAGAACAGUAUUAACUUUAUUGUUAUACCAUUAAAAGUGCUAAACAGAGCCACUGCUAUGUGCACCCCCAGUCAGAACAAUGCUGUUCUGCUGACUGAGAGCUGAUUGUGGUCUCGUCUCUCAGUGCAAAACAAUAAGAGAUUUAAAAUAAAAGUCCUUAAACAACAGGUAACAAGCGGCUGCUCAGUUAGUAGGGGUCACUUCAAAGGGGGUGUUGUCAACAGUUGUAUAUUUUGUAUGCUGCUGUGUUUUAAAAUAUAUACGUAUGUGUGUAAUCUAUAUAAAUGUUUAAAUACAGUGUUAGAAAGAGUGCUAUCAUUGAUCCUUAACAUUUUGUAUAUUUGUAUUGUUGGGUUAGACUGCAUUGUCCAGCUCCACCAUGACUGUGCCAAGACUGGCCAUGAAGGCAGGAACCCAUUGAGUUUUUGAAUCCUCUCCUGGCUGAAUAGCUAGUUUUAGGGCACAGUUGGGUGAGAUAGUGGGGAGCUGCCACUGGGGUAGCACCAUGAGCCAACACUGAUCAAUGUGUGUUGCCUUGUAGGCCCAAUAUAGGCAUGGGGUUGUCUAGUAAUCUGCACAGGUAUAGCUCUUCAAAAACUCAUUCUCUUGCGAUACUGUAGAAGGCUCUCUCUCCAUAGAUGAAUUAGCCCAGUAAAAAACAAAAUAUUUCAGAGAAUUGAAAAAGGAAGGAAGGAAUCAUUUGUGCUAAGUCUGGAGGUAUAUGUUUAUUUCUGGAUGGUGUAUUUGUAAGUCUUUGUCUUUGGGUGUUAGUCAGUGUUGUCCUCCAGCAAAUUGGCAGCACUGAUGCAGAAAUGUGCUUAGUGCUGCCUUUGGUGGUGAUCUUGUAUUGCACACUCGUAAAGCAACCUGGACGGAUAGCUUAAAGUAUCCUUGAAGUCUCAGGUCACAGAGACACAGAUAUGUAUCGAGCCUCCGCUUCUAGGUUUGGAGUAUUGUAGACUGGUCUACGUAUACCAUUUUAUCCCUAUUCCUUUUGAUUUAAAAAAAAGAAUUUCUUUGCCUACAUUUUGCUUCUCAAGUUUUUUUGUCUUGGAGUGAUAUUUUUACCCAAGACCAGGAAAGGUCAAACACUGCAAUCUUUAAACAUGCCCUGGAAUAUCAUUGCAGGGUGGGGUAGUCAGCUUUCUGCUUCUUGUCACUGCAGGUGGUAGCUGUUCAGUAAAAGAUGUGUUUACAUAAACCACUGUUUUCCUUUACUGCUGCACCCAGAGUGAGUCAAACAGUGCCAACUUUUUGUUGCUGACUAGUAAAUUGAUUGGCCAUUCUUAUAAUGAUUAUGCCACAGGCAUUGAAUGUCAGUGUGUCUUCCAGGGGAAAUAUCAGGAAUUAUCAUUGAUCCUGCAGAGACUAAAUGUCUUAGAAAGUGAAAUGGCUCUGUGGUUUUGGAUGAAUAAUUUGUUAUCUCUGAGUGCCAUGCCUGAUAAACCCCGCAACCUCGAUUAGUUCCAGUUGCCUGUCGUGGGAGCCCAGGGAAAUAAGGGGCUCUUUUAGUGAUCCCUUCACCUCAUUUGAAUUCUGUUAAUUCUAAAGAAGCCAUUUUGUGUGUGUUGAGUAACGUAUAAAAGAUUUGUGCCUGUGGUGGAUAGCUUGAAUAGUUGCAUUGUGUAAAUGUGAAUGGUAGUGGAAAGGUCUUUAGUGAAGAUAGUUGUCCAUCUUCAUGAACAUUUAAGCCAGAUGCAGCUUGUUGAUGAGGAAUGGCUGUUCUGUGGGUUUGCCUGCUUGGGGAAGGUUAUUAAUAGAUAAACUACUCAUUUCCAUGGAGCCAUCUCGCUUUUGAGAGCCCUAAUUUUAAUUAUGUAAGAAAACCAAAGUCCUCUAAUGCACCAAAGUUAGUUGACCUUGUGACAGAGCUGCUUCAUGAUGAAACAUGGAGCAUGUACUUAGUUUUUAUCCUGGUCAAGAACUCCUUCAUGGCUCUGUGUACUGAACUUCUCUGCACCAUGCCCCCCCAAGUUCAGGCAUUUGAAGAGGAGAGAUUUCUUAACAGUAUCGAUGUCAUCAUUGUCUCCCUAUGCUAACCCCUGCAUCUGCUGACAGUACAAACCAAAGCUGCACUGCCAGUUAAUGAAAUUGAUUGCCCUUUCAACUUAGCCUUGUAAACUCUCCCCCUCUCUCCCUCCCCCCUCACCCUUUCUUCUCCCACAUCCCUUAUUUUGCCAAGUAAACUUGAGCAGAAGCUGCAGUUGGUAUUAAGUCCACAACGUUGGUUCCCCUGCGAUCUUUGAAAGCUCCAGAGGGUGGAAGAUGCUCAGAUUGUGUUCCUGUUGUAAAACUGUUCAAAUGCCUGGAUAAACUAAUUAGACGUUGCUCAUUAGCUUUCUUAAAAACUUUCCCUGCCUGUUAUAAAUGGUGUUAAUUUGCCUUUCUUCUGUGGUGUCAAUUUAUCAUGUUCUUUACAUUACUACUAAUAAAAAUAAACCACAACAUAGAGUCUGGUGUAUCUACUUUUACAUGGCAGUUGUAAACAAGUGGCAGCCAAGUAACAAAUUGAUGUAAUAAUAGGCAUCGGUUAGUCUCAUGAGAUCAUGGAUUUGCGCCUUGGAAAGUUUCUAGGGUGCAGGCCUGGGCAAGGUUGUAUGGAAGACCAGCAGUUGCCCAUGCUGCAAGUCUCCCCUCUCCAUGCCACCGAUGUUGUCCAAGGGAUUAGGACCCAAACAGCUUGGCACUGGUGUCGUUACAGAGCAAUGUGUGGUUAGGUGCCUUGCUCAAGGAUGCACACGCUGCCUCAGCCAAGGCUCGAACUAGCGACCUUCAAAUCACUAGACGAACGCCAACACGCCAACACUACAAAGUGGUGUAUGCUGACAAAUAAAUUGUAAUUACAACCCCAGCCUUCAGAAUAUUAUGACAUGAGAAAGUUUUAUUUGCUGCUGUACACAUUCGGUAUUGAGCUUCUCAUAAAAGGGCAUUGCUGCGAUUCUGGAAAUUUGGAAUUGAAAUGUUCCAGGUCAACCAGCAUCUGUUUAGAGAGAAAAUCAGCUGAUGUUUCAGAUCAGUGACUUCUCAUCGGAACUGAAAGUAUACGGUGUGCCCUUGGACAAUAUGAAUGCACACACUUCGUAGCAUUUCUUUCUUUUUACAUUUAUCCAUAAUUUGUAGCUUAAAAUUUACUUGGAUGCCCAUUGUUCAUCCCACUCAUUAGCCAGGGAUAAGAUGGAAUAUGUAGAAAUCAGAACAAUUCCCGUCUUGGCUAAAUGCCUCUCAGGGCCAUUUCACAUGUCUUUUUGAUUACCACCAGCAGUUUUCUUCCUAUAAAAUGAUUUGUUCUUGCAGCAGUUUAAACCAUUUAUAUUGUUGUGGUUUGCUUAAUAAGCAAUGAUACAUAUUCUAGUAGUUGGGAGAAUUUCCUAAACUCCUUAUGAAUAAGAAUCGGCAGCCAAGGCACAAGAAUCUGACUUGAAUUCCAGCUUUUUUGUGAUAUAGGCCAUUCAUUGUUUCAUCCGUAUACUUUAUGUCGCUGUGAAUUGAAUGUGAGACUCUCAUAGUCACUUGCAGCUUCAUACACAGUUUCUCAUAAAGGUGAGACAGGAUGUUCUUCUCCCUAAUCAAAUUGAAUAUAGAAAAGCAAAAUAUUGUGGUUAAAUAAAAUUGGGGGGGGUGGGGGGGAACGAAAUGAAAUGGAGACGCUGAGCAGUUUCUACACCAUGCAGGAGAACAAGUGAUCAAGUGUGCCAGGAAUUCCAGUAUGCAGUGGAUAGAGUGUAGCAGUAGGGCUGUGUGGUCAUCUCCUCUGUGCUCAAGAGGCCGCCGCAGGGCUAAUUGUGAGGAGGAGGGUGAGAGGUACAGCACUGUGGUUGGGAUAGGGAUGGAAAGAUGAAAUAUGAAAGUAAGUUAGUAAUAGUAUCAAAAAUUAUACCAGAAGUUUUUUUUCCAGAUAUAAAGAGUAAAAGAAAAGUGAGAAUAGAUUUUGAACAACUGGAAAAUGGCACUGGAGAGAUUGUGAUAGGAAACAAGGAAACAGUGAAUGAACUGAAUAAGUAUUUUGCAUCAGUCUUCACUGUGGAAGACACUGGGAGAAUGCUGGAAGUUGGAGAGUGUCAAGGGGCAAAAGUGAGUGCAUUUACUAUUACUAGGGAGAUGGUGCUUGGGAAACUGAAAGAUCUGAAGGUAGUUAAGUCACCUGUACUGAUGGUCUACACCCUGGGGUUCAAAAAGAAGUAGAUGAAGAGAUCAUUGAUGCAUUAGUAAUUAUCUUUUGAGAAUCAAUUAGUCUGCCAUGGUUCUGGCAUCCGGAAUGUUUCUGGGGUAAUUAAGGAGCUGUGUGAAGCAAGUGAGGGUGAGUGGGAAGCCAGUGCAGCCAUGUGCUGAACAGAGCCAGAGUGGUGAAUUUAUAGAAUUUAUUCCCACAAAGAGUUAUGAAGCCAAUUUACUGUAUGUAUUUAAGGCAGAGUAAAUGGGGCAAUCAGUGUUUAGGAGAUCAUUAGUGGCACUUCUUGGGAUUGAUGAAACAGCAGCUCAAAUGUAUGAUUGGGAGCUGACCGGAGAUCAGAAUCCACACCUGGAAGAUGUGACUGGCUACCUUCCCCCUCACCCCUGAUACAAGUCCGGGUGUCGCUCAUUUGCUGUCCCACCACUUACAUGGGUACCAUCCAACCAGGUUUCACCCCUAGACAGUGCCAACUGUUCCAUCAUUGUGGCUUCCCAUCUACCCCUCUGGAUGCACCCAACUAACUUGUCAAAGACCUGGAGUUACACCAGUGCCUAUUUGCUCUGGGAGCCCUAGCACCACAGAGACCUGGUGACAUGUCCAUAGAAAUUGUAGUUAUAAUCAAUAAUACCUUCUCAGUAAUAUACUGACAUGCCAAGUCAGCCUUGAUGGCAACUCACUAAUAAACAGUUAACCAAGUACGAAGACAGAUAACUGUAACAGAAUUCUGGCCUCAAAAGGGUUAAAUUCAAUCAUAUUCCCUUCAGCCAGGAUUCCAGUAUACUGCUCCAAAGAGGUCCUAUUGGACCCAUACUCUUCCAGAUGCGGUAGUAACUCAAGGAUCGGUUUGUCCUGUCAGAUGAAUGUAGAAGUAACUACGGCACUACCCAAAGAAAGGGAAAUCAUCUGUGGUAUCCACAUCAAUACUCCCUUCUUGCCCCUGAGUAGACUCUAGGGCCAUAAUUUCAUUCUUGUUUGUGAGAGCUUGCUUCUGCACAGUAGCCACUGAAUUUCCCAUAUUACCAUAGCGGGAACUCUCCAAGAGAACCUCAAUCAAUCUAUCCCACCCCAGUUCACUACCCUUGAACUACAGGAUCAAUCAACUCCUCCAACAGAUUAUGUCUUAAGACCCAAUGCUGUAUGGAAAUACAGAAAAUAGAAUCAUGAAGACCUUAAGAUAUAGCACCAUAAUAAGGCUAUUCAGCCCAUCAAUUCUGCUCUGUCAUUCAAUCAUGGCAGAUUUUUUUCAACCCCAUUCUCUUGCCUUCUCCUUGUAAUCCUUAACUUGUUUAUGUAUUGAGAACCAAUCGUUAUCUACCUUAAAUACAUACAGUGAAUUGGCUUUCAUACCUCUUUGUGGGAACAAAUUCUAUAAAUGCACCACUCUCUGGCUGCAGAAAUGUCUCCUUGUCUCAGUUUUAAAUGGAAAUCCCUUUGUUCUGAGGCUGCGGCCUCAGAUCCCUGACUCACUGACUAAUGAAAGCAUCCUCUCUACAUCUACUCUCCAGGCCUUUCAGUAUCUGAUAGGUUUCAAUGAGAUCCCCGUCAUCCUUCUGAACUCUUUUGAGUUAAGGCCUAGCUACAUCAAACACUCCUCAAGAUUUAAACCUUUCAUUCCCAAGAUUUUUCUUGUGAAUGUUCUGAAAGAUAAAUGUUAAUAAUCAUUUAGAUAUUCUGUUCAGUACUGUACUUGGGAAGUUUAGUCUUUAAUGAUGAAUGAAUAUUUUGAUGGUAAAAGGGUUUAGAUUUGACAGCUGUGGGAUUUUUCCUUGGUAGUCAACCACACCCCACCUCCCACCCCAUCAGCAGGCUAACCUACAAACACAUAGUGGAGGAGCUAGGUGGCACUGUGGUCUAAGCCUUUCAUGUAUUAUUCAUUAAACAUUUUGAUCUGU